AUGGAGCGUCUCGCGUUUCUCGUCGCGUUUUCGCUCGUCGCAAUCACCGCGCCCGGUGCGUUUUGUGCAAAAAUCCUGUUCGCCUAUCCUAUAGCUGUGACUAGUCACACACAAGUGUACGAGCCUAUAAUCGAGGCCCUGGGCCAACGAGGUCACAACGUGACAGUGUACGCAGGUUUGGCCCCGCGUCGAGAAAUGCCGCCGAAUGUUAACCUCCACAUUUCCAAGCAAUUGGAAAACGUUUUGUCAGGAGACUCAGGACCUUUGAAUAACUCUUUUCAAACACUGCGCACUCCGCUGAAUUUCAAAAUGAUUUUCAACUCGUUUGACUGGCCUCGGCAGUGGUGUGAAGAGAUUAUGCAAGACCCGGUGUAUCACAACCUGUGGAAUGCGUCCAACGACACGGUAUUCGACCUGGUCAUCGUGUCCAGCGCGUUCAACGAGUGCGUCUACGGCCUCAUCUGGAGGGACAAGCUUCCGUUCGUGCUGGUCAGUCCGACCGGAAUGUUUCCCUGGGUCGGAUACGCAAUCGGAAAUCCCAGCUACGUUGUGGCUGCCCCAACCCUGUUCCUCUCAUCCUCGUCGAAUCGCAUGAACUUCAUGGAACGCCUUUCCAACUGGGCCAUCUCUGUCAUUUACGGAGCCAUUUACUACUGGAACAGCGCACCGAAAACGUCCAACGUGCUCAGACAGUAUUUUCCCGAGUUCCCGCAUCCUAACGAGGUUACGAAGAACGCGUCUUUGUACCUGCUCAACACGGAUAUCAGCAUGGAUUACCCCCGUCCGCUGUUGCCAUCGGUGAAAGAGAUCGGUGGGUUGCAUUGUCGAUCAGCCCAACCUCUUCCGGAGGAUCUGGAAUCCUUCGUCACCAAACCCGGAAGUAGUGGACUCAUCUUGUUCAGCCUCGGUUCCACGGUCAAAGGUGUGCACAUGCCGCCUCAGUUCCGGGCGGUGUUCACCGAAGUAUUCCGACGUCUCCCCGAAUACCAGGUGAUGGUGCUGAUCAGUCGUGGAUGA
This is a messenger RNA of Notodromas monacha, 1017 nucleotides long. The record is from the annotation of a GenBank genome assembly. NCBI's taxonomy places the organism in Eukaryota, Metazoa, Arthropoda, Ostracoda, Podocopida, Cyprididae.